AUGGUAACACUCCUGAUAAUUUUGGCAGUGUCUAAUGGAGGACACACCAGCAGCAACUCCAGUCAGCCAGCUGUGAUUGAAAUGUCUCCAAGCACUCCACGAUUGGCAACAAUGCCAACAAUGGCACCAACCACCUUUUUGGAAUCACUCAAUCUACCAGACUAUACCCUAUCAACUAUGGAACGAGCACAGUCUCCUCAGUCCAAGGCAUAUCAAUGGCUGAUCCAAAACGUCAACAAUAAAACUUCCAUACUUCAGGAUCUUCCACUUUGGAGACUGACACAAAGGUUUGCUCUGGCCACAUUCUACUAUUCUACAAGAGGAGACCAUUGGGUGAACCAUCGUGGAUGGCUCGACUGGGAGACCAAUGAAUGUGACUGGGAACAACUCUACGUUUUUCUAAGUAGCGCUCCAGAACGGAUCUGCAAUGAGAAGGGAGAAGUCACAUCAUUGUCAUUUGAGAUGACCAACAACCUGGAGGGAACAAUUCCUCUAGAGGUAUUUUUGCUCGGGAACAGUCUCGAGUCUUUCUCGUUGUUUCGACAAAUGGAAGUGACAGGAAGAAUCCCAACUGAGGUCGGACUGCUGACAAAAUUGACUCGAUUACUUUUGAGUGGGACAAAUAUUGUCGGCUCCUUUCCAACAGAGCUUGGUCUGCUACAAAGUCUUGAUUCUCUCCAAAUCUCUGAUACCCACCUUUCUGGGCGAAUGCCUUCCCAGAUUGGACUAGUCAGCAAUCUAUCGGAACUGACUUUGCAGAGAUUAGAUCUAACUGGUUCAGUGCCUGGUGAGGUAUACCAAUUGCCAGGCCUAAUGGCUCUUACAAUACUGGAGUGCGGUGGACUUGACACUGAAACUCUCCUUCAAGAAGCAAUCAGCAACUCACUACCACUUCAUUUCCUGAUGCUAUCCAGCCGAAGGGCUGGGACAGUAAUGUCAUUUCCAUCCAAAAUUGGCACUCUGAGAGACCUUGGGUUCCUAAUUUUGAAUGACUGGAAAGUAGAUGGAACUUUACCCAAAGAGCUAGGGUUCUUGUCUGAGUUACGUUCUCUGGAUUUGCAUGGCAACUCAAUCUCUGGAACUAUGCCACUGGCCAUAUUUGAGUUGACCAAUCUGCUUGAAUUGAAUCUUGGCUUCAACCAGUUGCAGGGCACACUACCACCUGAUCACUUUUCCAUACUUACAAACCUGCAGGCAUUACUCAUCAACGACAACUUGAUCUCGGGCACUGUUCCUACAGAAGUGGGCGAACUGUCUGGUCUCAGGAAACUAGAAUUUCAGAAUACCAACCUUUCGGGCACCCUCCCUACAGAAAUACUUAUGCUGGAGAAGUUGACCAGCUUGGUACUCAAAAAUACGUCCCUGUCAGGCAGCAUCCCUGAAGAACUGUGUAACAAGUUAACCCAACAGGAAAUGAAAUGCUAUGGCAAUCUAUGUAAAGACUUGCUAGUGAAAAGCAGCACAACAGUCUGUCAUGGAACUUCCCUGUGUGGCUGCGACUGUGGUCCUUGCCAGAAUUGA
Seminavis robusta is the source of this 1521-nucleotide messenger RNA. NCBI's taxonomy places the organism in Eukaryota, Bacillariophyta, Bacillariophyceae, Naviculales, Naviculaceae. The record is from the annotation of a GenBank genome assembly.